Messenger RNA from Polyodon spathula (Mississippi paddlefish), 1694 nucleotides. Its product is annotated as diablo homolog, mitochondrial-like. NCBI's taxonomy places the organism in Eukaryota, Metazoa, Chordata, Actinopteri, Acipenseriformes, Polyodontidae. The transcript has 6 exons. The record is from RefSeq and is a predicted model, not a curated record. Gene Ontology annotation, cellular component: mitochondrion. Gene Ontology annotation, biological process: intrinsic apoptotic signaling pathway in response to oxidative stress; neuron apoptotic process. The coding region runs from base 24 to 749 and encodes 241 amino acids.
CUUCCUGUCAGCAAAAUAACAAUAUGGCUGCUCUCCGCAGGGGUGUGUUUGGAUUCAGAUCGUUUAGUAGGUUGUCUUCGUUUUUACUCAACUCUAGUAGUGGGCAGAAAGUCGUGAGUAAGGUUCCCUUUCUGUUCAGAUGUAACUACAGCAAACUAGUACUGGGCUUCGGGACAGGGCUCUGUGCUGUUCCAUUUUCACAGAAAUCUGAGGAUCUCACACAUGAAGCACUGAUUAAACGGGCAGUAUCACUGGUAACAAACAGUGCCAAUACCUAUUUGUCACAAACAACUCUUGCUUUGGUAGAUACACUAACAGAGUACACCAAGGCAGUGCACACCUUGAUCUCCAUUCAGAAGCGUUAUGUCAGUCUCAUUGGAAAGCUGAAUCCAAACGAGGAAGAGGCUAUUUGGCAACUUAUAAUUCGUACUCGUGUGGAGGUAAACGAAAAGCAAGAAGACUGCAAGCGUUUUGAAUCCAAUUGGAUGAAUGCAGUGAACCUUUCUGAGAGGGCUGCAGAGGCUGCUUAUGUUGCUGGAGCUGACCAGGCCUCUGUUUUUGCACGCAAUCACUUGCAGAUGGCACAGACUCAGGUGGAGGAGGUGAGACAACUAUCUUUAAAAGCAGAAAGAAUGUUAGCCGAAGUCCAGGCAGAAGAGAUCAGGAGUACAGCACAGCAGGCGGAAACAUCAAAAAGUGCUGCUGGAUUAGAAGAAGAAAUUCCUGAUGCAUAUUUACGAGAAGACUAAACAUUUUGCAAACAGAAUGUGCAAUGAUGAUCGUCCCUUAUUUUUGAAUGCUCCUUGCAAUAAUUGUGUUCAGUGUGAUGCUGAUCAGGACAUGCAGAUCUAUAAUCAGCAGGUUGUCACAGUGUCUUACUAAAUUACACACUGCUACAUUUCUUUCUUUUUUACAAAAUGUGGAAAGUUCCUUGUCUGAAAAUUCCUUGUGUGAAAUUCAGUGAGAGAUGAGCACCUUGUGAAAGUGAUACACAUAAUACACUGUGUUCUGUAAUGCUUCAGCUUCACAUUAGAACCAAAGAACAUGUACUUGAGAGGAGGCCGUUUGGCCCAUAUAUGCUUGCUGAUUGAUCUAAAAAAAAAAAAAAAAAAAAACUGUGUUAACUUGGGUCUUGAAGCAUCUCAGUGAUUCAGCAUCAGCAACAUUUGCCUCUUUUCUAAGCAAACCCUAAAAUAUUUAUGUUUGUGGAUCUGAAUUCCUUACUGGGAAUAUAGUCAAAAGUGACUUGAACACCUGUCUUGUUAGGCUGUUCUUCCACUGCACCUAUUGCAUCCCCUAUUGGGGCCACAAAUGUCAUGUCACACAUGGGUUUUUUCUCCACAUACAGAACAACAGUCACGACUGAAGGGUACAGAAAGUUUAUUUUUAUUUGUUAUGUUUCCUUUAAUAUGAAGACUUCUAUGCUUAUUUUGUUCAAAUUAUUGGAGGUUUGCAAAAAUAAAUGUGUUUUAAUCACUGCUUUUGUAACUUGUGUACAAAAUGGGAAGAAACUGUUUGUGUUGUAAUUGAUAGCUUGUGGAUGUGGGAGAUCUUAGGUGUCAUCUGUCAAUUCAUAUUUUAAGAAAAAGUCUACUAUCAUGAUCCUUUAGAGUGGGGUCAUUACGUAAUGCAUGCAUUUGAAAAUAGUUUGGAAAUGGUUUAUAAUUUUGUAAAUGUAUAAAAAUAAAAAAUUU